GUAGAAGCUCCCCCUCCCCCUUUCCUCCUCUCCCUCUCCCUCCCACCACCUCCUCCUCUUCAGCAUCCAUUCCCGGUCGGAGGAUGUGAGGAAUAGUCCACUGCUCUGCUCUGUAAGGAGGUGGAGGACCAGCAGAAGAAUCCGGAUUCGGAUAAGCUCCCCCCCCACCUCCCCCUGUCCGCGGUGAGUAAUCGAUCUGUUGCCGGUUCUGAUUACUCCGUGUUGGACGUGCACGAGCCUCCGCCGUGAUCGAUCCGCGGGCCAAGACGCUCUCGGCAGCCGCUAUCAUACACCGAUCACACACCAAUCAUACACACCGAUCACUCAACAUACCGGCGAUGACGUCAUCGGCGUCCAGACCAACACACAGUCAUGCACGCAGAUCGAUUACCCAGUUGAUCGACAGCGGAUAGGUUAUCAACUUGCACGCACGCACGCACACACAGGAGCAGUCUGGGUAUAUUAAGUCACGCAGGGAUUUCAGUGUGGUAGAGCUGCAUGUGUGAGUGCGUGCGUGUUUGUCCUAUCAGGGGGUGGGGCUAAGUCAGCGUCAUCAGACCACCGGUGUAACCUUACAUCAUGUCUGCCGAAGGACCCUAAAAAACUUUCACAUGCCAUGUAAUAUUUUGUCAUGUCAUGUGACAUGCGAUCACGUGUUGGACUCUCUGGUCAUAUUUCCCAUCAUCCUAUUUCAUGAUGAUGUCAUCAUUCUCAGUUAUCCUUCAGGCUUCAAAAGCAAAACAGCAUCAUGUCCCAGUAAUUAUGCAUGGAUAAUAUGUAUUCCACAGGAUCUGCAUGGGGCUGGUUGGUUACCAGGGUGAUAUAUGUUGGCAGUGUCAAAAGUUACUGUGAGGACUCUGACUCAGACAAUCUGUUGUGUGCGCAUGAAUAUUAAACUGUGUAGUGAAUUUAAUUUCAAUCCAGGAGUGAGCACUGCAUGAAAUACAUAAAGACACCUGUAGAGACAGCAGAAGGGAGCCCAGGUUGAUCUGUUCAUCCACUCAUAAAUCCAUCUAUUAAUCCAUCCAUCUGCACAGGAGUUCAUCAAAGCAUCUAUUCAUUUAUCCAUCCAUCCAUCCAUCCACAAACUGAUUCACGCAUCCAAACCCCCCUCCAUCCAUUCAUUUUCUGUUCCUCCAUCCAAUCCAUCCAUCCACAAAUUCAUCCAUCCAUGCAUGAAUUAAUCCAUACAUCUCUAAAUAUGCUUAUUUUUCCAUCAAUCCAUCUGUGCACUAUCCAUGCAUCCAUUUCUCCUUCCAUCCAUCUAUUAAUAAUAACAAUAAUAAAGCAUCUGAUUUCAUAUAACGCUUUAUCAGAGAUCCUCAAAGCGCUUUACGUUGGAUACAUCAUUCAUUCGCUCACACAGUCACACCCUAGUAGUUUAGUGGUAAACUAUCUUUUCAGUCACAGCUGCCCUGGGGUAGACUGACGGAAACAUGGCUGCCAGUUUGCACCUAUGGCCUCUCCAACCACCACCACACAACAGUCACAUUCAUACACCAGUGGAGGACACACACUGGGAGCAAGGUGGUGGGUUAAGUGUCUUGCCCGAGGACACAGCAGGCAGACUCAGGAUAGGGGGGAAUUGAACCGCCAACCUUCCAGUUAUUGGAAGAUUGCUCUACCUCUUGAGCUACUGCCACCCUAUUGUUAUUUGUUGUCAUCCAUUACCCACUCAUCCAUCAUCCAUCUAAGUAAAUAUGCAUUCAUUCAUCUGUCCAACAGACUGCUCAUUCAUAAUUUUCAUUUUGUUCAGGUUUCCCUAUCAAACAAUCACUUGAUCUUCUCUCUGCAGUUAUUUAGACUAGCAGAAAUAAUAACAACAUCGACAAAGAAACACAUGAACAGCAGACUUAGCUGUCAGUUUUUCUUUACACUUUUUAUGCUGCUGUAUGACUGUCACGUCCCUUCUGCCCCCACAGUGGCCCCACUGUCCACCUGAAAACUGCACCUUGAAUUUACAGCCUAACCACCAGUACAACUCAACCCCAUGUCUCAGUCUAUAUUUUGAAUAUCAAAGAAAGAGAGAAUUAGUGGGUUUGAAGUGGAGUUUUACAGUAUUAGUUUCUGAGAAUGAAAAUCUUUCAACAUAAAAGUCUGUUACAGUUUAAGUCUUUCAAAAUAGAGCUCCCUCUUGACCAUGGUCCUCCAGGCCCAAGCCCUCCAGGACCGUAUUACGAAAUGAUAAAAGUUCUUUGGAUAAAAAAAAAGUUUCCUUCUAAACAGAAGAAGCAUAAAAGCAUCCCUUACAAUCAAAGUGUCCUUCAAAGUAAAACUGUUCUUCAGAAUGAAGCUCCAUGUUACACAGAGACAGGAAACAGUGACUGUAUCUAAAAUUCGUCUGUGCGCUCUCAGUGUCUGGGCACGCUCAUGGCAUGGGGGCCGGUGGUUACCAUGGUUACCACUCAGCAGCUCACUGAGGUGGAGGAUAGUAAAGACUAGAGACUUGGAGUGUGGGUGUCAGAGCAUCAUCAUCUAUCCUCUGAGGACCAGGACAGUAAAUAUUAUUGGCUGAGUGAUGAUGUCACCUGGAUCAGAGUACUGCAGCACAGUGUGUGUUGUGUGUAUGUGUUGUGUGUAUGUGUAGUGUGUGCAUGCAUGUACGUGUGUGUGUGUGUGUGUAACAGGUCAUGAUGUGCCAUAGCCCUCCCCCUCCUUGUUUCCUAGCAACAGUAACAUCUUCUGCUCUGUGGGUAGCAGAGCAUGAUGUAAAGGCCGGGUGUGUUGCCAUGGCGAUGCCCUCUCAGACUGCUCAGUGUAAGUGCGUGUGCGUGUGCAUGCGUGUGGGUCCAGAUGUGCUCUGACACACAUUUGUGUUUCUGCUGUGUAUGUGAGCAACAGCAGAAGAAGGAGAAGAAGAAGAAGAAGAAGGAGUCGGGGGGGUGGGGCUGUGAGCUGAGCUGCAGUCUGAUUUGACUCCUCAGAGCAGUACCUGGUGGCAAUCAGAGGAACGGAAGCUCAGACAGAAACAGCCUGAGCUUGUUUAAACUUUAAGGGUUAGGGAUGACUUACCUCAUGAAGCGCUGAUUGACUUUAUCUGCUCUCUUUGUCAGGUAAGCUCAGGAGAAUCAUGCCGUUAGUGAAGAGAAUCAUCGAGCCCCGGUUUCUGUGCCGCGGCACCUUGCCAGAUGGAGUCGCCAGUGAGCUGGAGUGUGUGACCAACAGCACGCUGGCGGCUGUCAUCAAACAGCUGGGAGGAUUAAGUGAGUCAGCAUCUGCUCAAAUAAUCCACACAUACACACACCUGAUUAACAUACCUAAUUAAAGGGAUAUUCUGGCGUAAAAAUUAAGUUACAAUGUUGUCGAUCGCUUGCUUCUCUAGUUAUACCAACAGUAGUAACAACUGCAGAUAGCAAUACACAGCGGUGUGAGGAGUCAUAAACAAACCUCAACCAAAACACCACUCUAUAGCCACAAAUAAUGCUCAGAAAAGCAUCUAACUUCAUCAACAGUACCUAAAGGUUCCCAGCCACCGCUGUGUAUUGCUAUUGUGCGGUCAUUACUAAAGUUGGUGUAACUAGAGAAGCAAGCAGUCAACAACAUUCACCUCUCAAGAGGGUGUCUAACUCUGUGUUUUGGUGUGUCUGACCCCAAAUUAAUUUUACGCCGGAAUAUCCCUUUAACACACCUGAUCCCCUGGACACUUAUUUUACACACAUCUAAUUAAUACACCCCUCAUCUCACCUGCACACUUGAUUAACACACACACACACACACUUGCGUAUUCAUUCACUUUCCUGUUCUCACCUGUACUUCUGGUCAUUCACAAGGAGCAUGGACCUGAUAGAGGUCAACCUUACCUGUUCCCACCUGCAGGUCGCCAUGCUGAGGACAUCUUUGGUGAGCUGUUCUCAGAGGCGAACAGUUUCUACCUGAGGAUGAGCAGUCUUCAAGAGAGAGUGGACCUGCUGGCUGUCAAGGUGACCCAGCUGGACUCCACUGUGGAGGAAGGUAGGAGGAUCAGCGCUGUGUGACAUGACUAACAUGGUUAAAGGUGUAGAGAUGGAGAUCCUUGCCUAUCCUUAAUUCACUUCUAACUCACCUAAGAGUUGAUAAGAUGUUGAAUAAUACACCUCCUCCUACUGCAGUCCACUUCCUGUGUGUAGUUACAGGUGUGUAUUUGUGGGUCAGUGUCUCUGCAGGACAUCAACAUGAGGAAGGCCUUCAGGAGCAGUACCAUCCAGGACCAGCAAGUGGUGUCCCGGAGCUCCAUCCUCAAUCCUGUGUUAGAGACGUACCAGCGCUGCGACAAACCUCCACCUCUCAACAUUCUCACUCCGUACAGGUGAGUUUGCGUGACCUGUCCCUUUAUCUGACUCCAGCCUCAGUCCACUCCUUGUGAAACUUCUCUAAGUUCUUAGUUCCUGAAACUGCCUUGUUUGACAGUCCUCUCAGACUCUGUUAACAUUGGUGUGUGUGUGUGUAGGGAUGAUAAGAAGGACGGUCUGAAGUUCUACACUGACCCAUCUUACUUCUUCAGUCUGUGGAGGGAAAAGAUGCUACAGGCCACUGAAAACAAACGCAAAGAGAAGAGACGGCAGAAGGUCCACCUUUCAUACCUGUUUACCUGUCUUUCAUCCUGCCUUUCCGUUUCUCUCUGAGUCUGUGUUUCUUUUGUUCUGUCCACUAGCCUGUCAUUCUGUCCAUCUGUGUUUAUUCUGACCCCCAGUGUCCAUCAGUGUGAAUAAACCAUAUUUUGUUUUCUAAGGAGCAGAAACAUGUGGAGGAGUCUUCAGGACGGGAAGUUAAGAAGGUCAGUUCUUCCUCUUUAGUUUCACUGGUUGAAGAAAUAUUCUAUCAGAUUUGAAGUCUUUGGGUUUCUUUCUUACCUCUUUAUCCCAGAGCACGGUCAGUCGGAUUUAAACUGGACUAAAUUGUGUUUAAGAUGCUUUCCCUGAGACCCUGUGAAAUGAUUCAAAACAUUAUAUUUUUGAUUUCUACAUCAUGCCUCUACUUUCCUUCUCUCUGUGUAGGUUCGUAAAGCUCGUAACAGACGACAGGAGUGGAACCUAAUGGCCUACGAUAAGGAGCUCCGUCCAGAUGCUCGAUUUACACCCUCACCUUACCACACCUCUGAUGGGUCAUUGUCACCUGACAGGUACACACACCUAAACACACUGUCCCAACCCCUUUAGUGUAAAAGCUUUCGUGUUUUGUCAGGUCUGUCCUCAAGCAGAGGGGAAAAAACUUCUCUUGAAUGGAGGUCAGAUCCAUCAUUUCUGAUACAUUCAGGGGAGUCAGGAAAUCUAAAUGCUGAUUGUCUCGGGAGCUGAAAUGUCAUUGUGGUGGAUUGUGUUCCUCCUGCUUUUGGUCUCCAUGCACACUGUUUUUCAUGCAGACACCAAAGCUCGCUGGCACCUGAUUGCUCAAUACAAUUCAGAAUACUUCUCAAUAUUUCCCAUGAGUACAGAUUAUUUAUGUGCAUGUGUAAGUGUUAAAGUUUAUUAAAUUUGCUCCCCUCUAUUAGGUCGGGGAUGUCAGAUGACCCCUCUUUCUCUGCCAGCCCUCAUCACCAUGAAGCCCAGCAUGACAGGAAGGAUCAUGCAGCUGUGGCAAACAGUGGGACUGGUCAGACCCAGUCCUUGGACCGUGCCCUCAGACCCACUUCAGCAUCCUCUGGGGUCUCUGCAACAGCUACUCGACAACACUCACUGGGCCACAACCAGCCUCAUCACCACCACCCACCACACAGCGGCCCAGCCAGUCAGGGUGCAGCGCGGACUGCUGCAAAGGAGGCUAAGUAAGCACAGUCUGAUGGUAUUUAUCCACCCAUGUCUUCCCGGGUCCUGACUGUUUAAUGUCCUUUUUUUAAAGGAUGCUUUCGAGUUGUCCUAUGGCUUAUUUUCAGGAUAUGGACUUGUUUACUUUAUAAACAGGUGCUUCAUUUACACACAGAGAGCUGAGCAGACAGGUUGGAGUAUGGCAGAGAGAUCACACAGGAGCAAAUACUGAUCUAGAGUCCAACAACGGGCUGUACAAGGGACCUCAUUUAACAAAUAACUGUCCUGGACUAGCUCACUGUAUGUCAAAGACCUGAUUUGCUUGAUCCCCUUGGGACUGCAGGCCAUGUAAAGUAACAGGAACCCCUUAGCUUAAUGGAAAGAACUAAAAGUUCCUGGUGAAUAUGCUCCAAUACUCACACACAUACAAACAAACAUAUUCAGACACAGAGGGUUGACAUUUGACCUGUUUCUCCUCAGUGACCAUCAGAUCCCACCCACCCCUCCACCCCCUCCUCCCCUGAUGCCAUCAUCAGGCCAGAUGACAUUCCCCAACAGCUCUGCCCACACUGCUGCUAUGACGACACCCCACCACCCUGCAGCAUCCUCUGGUAGCCAAGGUAACAGGCGUGUAAUUCCUGUCAUGGUGUUCCUGUUGACUGAAUGUCAGGUAAAACAAGAUCUGUUUUUGUCUCCAGGUGGCGCUACUGUCUCUCAUCCUUACAGUCCCACCCCUCCCCCUCCUCCUCCAGCCAACUACAUCCCCUCCCCUUCUCGACCUAGAGGCCAACAGCCCCCGCCCACAGCUGCUGUGGCUCCUCCUACAGCCCCGACAACGGAUGGCAGGAAGCAUCCUGGUGGUCCAAAUGUGCCAAUGAAUGAUGCACGCAGUGACCUGCUAGCUGCGAUACGCAGAGGUAAGCACUUACCUGUUAGCGUUUGCAACAUUAAAUAUUCAACCUGCUGGUUGGCCUGUGGUCCUGUGGGUCCGGUUUCUGGGGUCGUGGUAUCUGAGGUAUGGUCUCUGUCCGUCUCAGGGAUCCAGCUCAGGAAGGUCCAGGAGCAGCGAGAGCAAGAGGAGGCGAAGAAACAAGAGCCCACAGGAAAUGAUGUUGCCACCAUCCUGUCACGUCGCAUUGCUGUGGAGUACAGCGAAUCAGAGGAAGAGUCUGAACCUGAGGACCAGGAGUGGUCCGAUUAAGGGGGCAGAGCUACAUAAAGGCUGGUCAUCCUGUCAGACAGGAAAACUCCAACAGGAAGUUAAAGAACACCUGAGGAAAGUUUUAAAGAGAAGACGGUCUGAUAUAUAUAUAUUAGAAAAAUCCCUCAGUCUGAGACACACAAAUCAAUGUCAAUUAUUUUAUCAUCAUUUAUGAUAAUAGAAUUAUUAAUAAGUCCAUCCAACAUUAUUGUUCUGAGUGAUGUAUCAUUAUUAGCGCCACUGCAGCAUCAGUAAAUAGACCAUCAUACAGAGCGCUUAGAUAUCAGAUCUAACUGUGUGUUUCAGUAAAUCUUAGAUUAUCUACAGAGGUUACAUUAAUACAGGUAAUUUAGAUCUCUGAGGAAAUUACUACCAAUACAUGGAUAACAGAAAACAUGUCAUAUCACACAGAAGUAUAAAAAUUAAUGUUAACUUCACUCAACCUGAAGAAAGGGAUAAAUAUUUUGUAAUGUGUUACUGAAGCUUUCAAACUGUUCAUCAAACACAACCCUAGUGCCAUAAAGGUUACGACGCUGUAUGAAAUGUUGAUAAAAACAGAGUUUUAUCAUCUGUAAAUCAUAUAAGUCUAUUUAUCUUACAAAAAGUUCAGUUCAGGGACUCUGUCCUGUUUAAGAAGUCAUGGUGCUCCAAAAGUUUUUAAUAAGUCAGGACCGUAGGCAGGUCAGUUUAUCAGCAUGACUCUUCUACUACAGAGACAUGCUGUUGUCAUCCCUGCAGAAUGUGGUUUGUCAUAGUCUUGCUGAAAUAUGAAGGUCUUCCCUGAAAAAGUCUUUGUCUGGAUGGCAGCAUAUGUUGUUCCCAAACCUGUAUAUAUUGUUCAGCAUUAAUGGAGCCUUCACAGAUGUGGAAGCUACCCAUGGCAUAGACUCUAAUGAUCCCCAUACCAUCAGGGAUGCUGGCUUUGAAUUAGGAACUGAUAACAAGCCAGAUGGACCUUCUGCUCUUUAGAGUGGAUGCAAGAUCCAUGAUCUCCAAAAAGAAAGUCAUAUUUUGACUCUGACCCCUCUAUAGAUCUGGGAAUGCAGCAUCAAUGAUCUCCAAAAAGGAUACCAUAUUUUGACAGUGACUCCUCUAUCAGAUGGGGGAUGCAACAUUCAUGAUUUUUUAAACAAGUUCAGUAUUUUGAGUCUUUUCAGUCUAUAGAGCAAGAGAUGCAGCAUCCAUGAUUUCCAACAGGAAUGUAAAAUUUUUGUCCUCAGACCACCAUACACUUUCUCUUCCCCCAAGUCCAUCUUAUAUGGACUCAGGUCAUGGUGUUUCUGGAUCAUGUUUCUAUCUGGUUUCCUCUUUGUACAAUAAUGUUGGUCACGAAACCUUUCAAAUCUGUUUUUAAUCAACAUUUUACAUGAUUUUAAAACUUAAGUGGUAUUGGGUUUGUAUGUAGCAAAUAUUACAUGAAACCUGUUAAAUAUAAUUCAGAAAGGUGAUUAAAAUGACUGUUUGUUUUCCACAGAGGGAUGUGUCAAAGAGCUGAUUUAUUAUUUCAUAUCAUUAAUUAUGGAUUGAACAGCUUAUCUCUACAGAGGAUGAACUUUUACACCUGUAUGACUGCUUGACCUUUCUCUAGCGCCACCUUUAGGACAGGUGCUUAAGCUCUAGUCACAGCAGGUGAACUCUGAUUGGAUGAUGUUUGUAAUAAGGUGUGCAGCCUGUAGGGGGGCAGGUGGCGCUGUUUCAGGUGUGUAUUAAUAAGGUUUGUUUUGGUGGUUAAAGUGUUUAUUCUUGUACUUUUAUUGUGAAAGCUGUUCUCACAUCAGCUCACAUUAUUUCAAUCAGUUUCCAUUUUUAUUUUAAACUUUACAGUCGGAUAAAUCUGUUUAAAAAUCAGUGAAAAUACCAUAAGCUGCUUUACUUCAUACUGUCUAAUUACUUUUUUAAAUUUUUUUUAUUGUAUCACAGUGUUGUAUUUUUUAUUUUUAUUUAUUAACUUUUUUACUAUAAAACCACAGGGACACCUUAUCAUUCAUUAGUUUAUUUACUUAUGUUUGUUAUUUUAGUAAGUUACUGAUGUUCUGAUAUCUUGCUGACCCGUAAAUAUUUCUUUAACAGUAUUGUGGUUUCAGCCUCUGAUUCAUCAGUUACCUAGGUAACCAGAAAAACAGUGUCCCAUCAUGCACUGCUUAACUGACCAGUGGGGGGCGGGGGGUGUUGAUCCAUUGUUCUUGACUUCAUGCUUAAAAUAAUGAUGUCAUAUAUGAAACCAGCUUAACGUAUGUGACCUAAACACUAAGCUGAUUAAAGGGGCGGGGCUUUUAGUGAUCAGUUCUUUAUAAAUUAUUAAUUGGUUAUUGUUGUGUGCUGUGCGCUCUUCUGUGUUUGCAUGUCAGUAAAAAUUUCGAAUAUAAAAAACAAAAGCUGUUAAACCCCCUCCUCCAGAAAAAAAGACAUAACGAGCCCUGUUCUUGUUUGUUUGUUUGUUUGUUUGUUGAUCAGCUGAAUGAUAAAGAAUUAGGUUUCAGAGUAUGUGUGGGUAUUUCAGUUGAAUGACAGGUUUGAGCUCAGCUUCAGACGUGUUUUGAGCCUGUUAAUCUGUUAUCAGUAACCCUCUGUAUUAAAGGUUUGUACAGUCAAAUAUGUUUAA
Xyrichtys novacula (pearly razorfish) is the source of this 9523-nucleotide messenger RNA. The record is from the annotation of a GenBank genome assembly. NCBI's taxonomy places the organism in Eukaryota, Metazoa, Chordata, Actinopteri, Labriformes, Labridae.